Microthlaspi erraticum is the source of this 1056-nucleotide messenger RNA. The record is from the annotation of a GenBank genome assembly. NCBI's taxonomy places the organism in Eukaryota, Viridiplantae, Streptophyta, Magnoliopsida, Brassicales, Brassicaceae.
AUGGAAGAUCGUUCCAUGGAUCUUUAUCCGCCGCCGAUUCCUAAUCUCUCUAACUGUGUGACUAUCAAGCUCACACUUGAGAAUUACACAAUCUGGAGAGAUCAGUUCGAAGCCUUUCUCUGGGGUCAGCGUCUUCUGGGCUUUAUCACUGGUGGAAUCCCUCCGCCGUUGCCGACUCUUACGGUCACAGACCUCACUGGAGCAACGAGUCAAGCUCGGAACCCGGCCUACACCACUUGGUGUCAAACCGAUCAGGUGGUCCGAUCUUGGCUCCUGAGGUCCUUUUCUGACACUAUCCUCCGUCUGGUGCACCGGUGUACUUCGUCGUACGAUGUUUGGAUGGCUCUGUCGAACCACUUUAACAAGGUGUCUUCGAAUCGCUUGUUUGAGCUCCAUGGUCGCCUCCAAAACAUUACUAAGGCUGGUAAAACGAUGACGGCGUAUCUUCAGGAGAUCAAGGAUCUCUGUGACCAACUAGAUGCGAUUGGUAACCCUGUCUCUACCAAGAUGCAUGUGUACCAUGCGCUUCAUGGUCUUGGUCAUGAGUAUGAGCCGGUCAAAACAACCAUUGAAGCAUCGAUGGAAGCCUCACCAUGUCCGUCUCUCGAUGAUGUCACACCACGCCUUACAGCGUUUGAUGCUCGGCUUCAAACUCAUUUCACCUCUACGGGAAUCAAGCCUCAUCUGGCAUUUCACGCGAUGCAGAUUUCUCAAGGUUACUACAGUAACAGAGGGCGUGGUCAGUCUCAAUACCGUGGAGGCAGAGGUCGCAGCUUCUCCACAAGAGGACGAGGCUUCCCGCAGCAAGUAGCCUCCAUCAGAGGUCCGACUACUCAAUCAGACACCGAGAACAAGAAGUUGUGUCAGAUUUGUGGUAAGAAGGGACAUGUGGCUCUGUCGUGUUGGCAUAGGUUUUACAAUGCGUAUCAGGAAGAAGAGAUGCCAAUGGCGAUGGCUGCUAUGUGCAUUACUAACAUCACUGACCAAACCGGACAUGAGUGGUUCCCGGAUACUGGAGCUAGUGCGCAUGUGACUAACUCUUGUGGCAAUCUCUAA